Rhizoctonia solani is the source of this 3639-nucleotide messenger RNA. Its product is annotated as phosphatase. The record is from RefSeq and is a predicted model, not a curated record. The coding region runs from base 1 to 3639 and encodes 1212 amino acids. The transcript is spliced from 8 exons. Lineage: Eukaryota; Fungi; Basidiomycota; Agaricomycetes; Cantharellales; Ceratobasidiaceae.
AUGGAACGUGCGGAAUAUGCUAAAUUCGGCCGAGGCCAGACUUCCCUCCCUCAGUCUCGAAUCACCUACCCUCCGCCCCCUCCGCCCUCCCCCACCGUUCCCAAUGAGUCCCGCAAACCCGCUUACAAGGCUAUUGGUUUCUUCCCUACGACGGACCAACCGAGGCCCCCACCUCCGAUCCGCCACCCAUUUGCUGCGGCAGAGAUAUCCCAGCCUCGCCCUAUCCCAGCCAGAUCUAGGGGAACAGUAAGCAAGCUCGAGUCUCGCUCACGUGCCAAUAGCAAGUCGGACGAUGUGCGCAGUCGCUCGCGUAGUCGGUCUGUCGAUACCAAGCGGAAAUCGCAGCGCUCAUAUGUUGCCCUUGAUCAAAAGGGCGGUGUUGGGGCAUGUCCGGCACCAGAUAGCGACCGGGAACACAUGUCCAUUCAUUCCGAUCACACAUUUGGAGCCCCUUCAACGCACACUCUCGGUCAUUCGAUUCCAUGGUCAGAUGACUCGAACACCAUAUCCACUGGCGGAAAACGCUCGGACCCCCCAGCAGUCGUCUUUGCAGAUCACCCCUUCAGGAUGCAUACAGGCUCACCUCCGCCUCGAAGUCAUACUGCAUCAGCAUCACUGGCUACCACCACUCCCUGGGUUCGCACUAUUACCGCGAGCCCAGCUCCACCUGACCCUCCCCCGAUGCGUAAGCGCACACUGACGUACCAGCCUGGCCUUGUCACUGCCUUUGGAUCCGCACCUGAAACUCGUGUAGGCUACCGCGAGAGCGGCGCAUUUGUGGGCCUUGAUGAUCGCGAGCGAGAGAAGAUACGCCCAACCCUUCUACCCCCUUCCCUCAGCCUGCUCGGGAAAGACUCGACUGAUGGUCAUGAAGGUCCUGCUCCUGAUGAACAUGGGCAGAUCCAGAAGGCUCCGGUCAAGGAUCGAGAACUCUAUCCUGGCUUGAGGCAACAAUACGAUCUGCGUUCGCAUCCCUAUGCACUUCAGAACGCUCCUGCCCGCGAGAUUCGAUUCGGUUCUGCUUCGACCGCUUCUACUGCUACUACCGGAGCCUCAAGCAAACCACCCGUCCCACCUCGUCCCAGCGGAAUGAAACUUAAAUCCUCGCUCAAAGCAAGCAUGUCCACACCUGAACUUCGCAUUCGUAUUCCCUCGACCGUCACCCCCUCUGGACUCUCCACAGGCCAAACGCCCUCUACGGAGCAUCCACAGUCGAGCGUUGGACUCGGUGCGAGACCGCGCCAUGUGAUUAGCUCGGCCGCGGGCCACUCGGUUGCAACCAACACAACGCUCGAAGCUCGUUCGAUUUGCGACGCCCUUAUCUUUGCCCGCCCGCGUUUCCGGGUCGCCUCGCAUGAAAUCACACCACCACCGUCGACGACGGCUCACGACGAGGAAGCGGCCAAACGCGCAUCCAUACGCGUCGGCGAAGGCGGACUCAAAGGCUUGGUCUGUUUUCCACGGAAAACAUCGCGCGAUUUCCAUAAAGACAAGGGAAAGGGUAAAGAGAAGGAGAAGGAAAAGGUGCAACCAUCCGAACCCCGCGAAUUUCAGACGGUCGAACAAGUGUUGAGAGAAGGCGCUCAACUCGAGAAGGAGCGGGAAGAAUGGAACGCGAUCGGCCAGGGAAGUCUACUCAACAGCCAUGCGCGGAGUCUGUCUCGCGCCCAGUCCAAGAUUGGCAACGGCGGCCAUCGAAACGCGAAGCGCAGGGAGACUGUGUCCGGGUCCGACACUGGCGCUGGGACCAAGGUGUGGGGCACGAUCAAGAUCAAGCGGAGCGUCGAGAUGCUUGCCGCGAGCGCGCUUUCCAGGGGCCGGCUCCUUCGGUGUCGUCGUCUUCGCGACGGCCGGGUGGCAUGGACGCAGGCUUCGGUGUCGACGGCUUCGCAUGCUCGACAUGCGUCUGGGUCCGUCGCGAGUCGGGGGCACAGCCGGAAUGGGUCGUGGGGCCAACGCGUUGUAUGUGGCUCUCGUUCGGGGAGCUCCAUGGGCGGCGAGACGGCGGGUACAGGUAUAGGUCCAAGUGCAGGUACAGGAACAGGUCAGCAUAUAGGCCAUUCGAGUGAGGGCUUGUUACCCAAGCGUGCGACGGUGGAUAAUUACCCCAUUGUAGAUAUUCGACCGGUUCCCGCCGGAAACACGAAUCGCGCACGAGCGCCCCCCGCACAAGGCUCAGUCGGGUUCAGCUUUGGCACGUCGGGUACAAGGCAGGGUGCCCAUUCGUCUCCGUCCAAGAAGCAGAAGCAGCCUUUGCCCUCGCCUGGGACGACAGACCCCGAGUCGGUGAUUGGACUCGCAUUGUCGUCGCCGAGCGGGGCUACGACGCCGCUCAUGCUCCCCAAUCAUCCGUUUGCGCAACGGGCGGGUGCAUAUCCGACUGAUCCCGCCCCCGGACCGCCACCGGGCCCGGAAACGAUCGCAACGCGCCACAGGCACCCACCACGAAGCUCAGGAAGCACCGAACGCGCACGGCUGGACGACGUGCCCAAGAUGGAUAUGCACCCGUUUGUCGCCCGCAUGAGCACCCAUUCGGGCGAAGUUCAGCGCAUGUUUGAGAGCGCGAUGCUCAAGUCUGCGGGCGGCCAGGGUGAACUCGCGUUCAAUACAAAGCGAGGGAGCGGCGAUUCAGGACUGGGAUCUUCGGUUCAUGAACAUGCUGGUCCUUCGUCCGUGCCGCUUAGGGGAUCGGCGUUUGGUCCCCCUGCGGGGCUUGAAACUGCUCGAACGCUCUCCUGCUCCCUCUGUUCCGACUCCGGCUCCCGUUCCUUCUCCGUAUACGCUGAUGGAGAGUUUGUCCCCUGCCUCGAGGGCGAUCACCCGUAUGUCGAGCGGGAUGCUCGACCCGUCAUUGAUGUCACCUCAAUCCCGCUCUCACUCUCACUCGCACGAAAGUUCGUCUCGUCCUUUUCGAGCCCCCGCCCACUCAAUAGCCUCGACGAUAUCGAGUCGCUCCGAGAUAUCUUCUACCGCCCAAGCCCGGACCGCGUUGCCUCGUUAGUGCCCAAUAGCCAAGAUGGCUCGCCCGCGAACGAGCCUGUGCUCAUCGAAGAGGACGAGGAAGAGGCUGAAGCAAACGACUGGACAUUUGGCCGUCGUCCGUUUGAACUUGGCUCGGAAUCACAUUUAAUUUGGCGCCGCCAGCGCGAAGAUAACCAAGUUGGACCGUUGAGGAUUAAUCUCGCACCUGGGACGCCCUCGCCUCCGCCUCCUGGGACUGUUCCCGAGAGCGUGCAUGAUUCCGAUAGCCGCUCUGAGCGAUCUGUGAGGACUACUUCCAGUCAACAAGCGACGAAUGAAAACGUCACCUUUGGAGUUGUUCCGUCUGCCCGGAUCGAUAGUCUCAGCGUCAACGUCGUGAGCCCCAGACAAUCGGCCGCCCUCUCGCUCAUCGACAUGUACGACUAUGAAGCCUCGUUCUCGUCCAGUUCCCCCAACACCCCCCAAACCUACCAAAUCCAUCCUUCUCCAUACGCUCUCUCCGAUACCUUGCCCUCUCGCGAAAGCUACUAUACUUCCUCCUCACCCGGCCUCCGCCCUGGUGUAACCACUUACUUCCUGGCUUCCCCGACCCGCCCAUGGACACUGCUACUUCCACCCCCAUGUCCUCUUCUGUGCUUUCGUCUUAUUUUACCGUAG